AUGCUAAAUAUGCAUACGAAUGACAACACGGAGAGCUACCAGCCUCCUGAGACCGGCCUCUGUUCACAAGUACAAGUAAGCACUUUUGUAUUAUUUUUUUGCACAACAUUAUUCUGUUGCUCUUCUAUCCAGAUCCUUGGGAAUAGUGUUUAUUUAAUGGCCGGAUUAAACUAGCGAUUCACAGCUUUUCAUUUCAAGAUCUACUGGUGUUUAUUACCUGAAAUCUUAAAAGGGAAAAUGCUUGUCAAAGUAUUAAGGGUCAACUUAUGCUCUCCGUCCUCGCCGAACUAAACGUAUAAAUGCGAAUUUUGAACAAAAUGUUCCCUUGUGUGCCUCAAAUACCUUAUUUCACAUUCAAACAAAUGUUUAUCUUCAUUUAUACAACUUUUUUUCCUUUCUUAUUACAGCCCAUCUAAAAUGUUACAAAAAAAGCCGCAGGAAUUUCAGAGUACAAGUGAAUGUUUAGUUUCGUUGGAAAAACGCACAAAUAAUUGACAAGUAAAGAGAUAACUCGAUCAGGUUUUUAGCCAGAAUUGCUAUUAAAUAUUCACAUUCUAUAGCAGGUUGUUUUUCGAAUAUUUUUAAACCGUACGAGCUCAAGUUAGGCUUUAUUUUUUUUCUUGUAAACAGCUGCUUUUCACUGUAUACAAUGAGCAGUAUGAAAUUCGCGAUCUUCCUUUUUAUUCUUUUUUUCUUUUGCAGUUUUCUGGUCAAGAAGUUCGAAAAGAAACAGAUUUUCAUCGUGAUCCGAUGAAUCGUGAGGGUGAAUCAUGGUAAUGUCUUAAUACGUUAUGUAAAUCAUGUGAACUUUAAUUACAACUAUUCAAAGACAGCAUUGAAAGCUGUUCUCGCGGUGUAAAAGAUUAGCUGAAAUAAUCAUUAAGAUGAAAAAUAGUUCAUUGAGUUUUGUCCGUAGCCAUAUCGCAUUACAGUGUUUCAAACUAAGCGUUGCUGAAUAGCGUUUUACAAGUUGCUGCUUGAAAAUCUACAAAAGAAUAAAUUUAACAAUACUAUGGCAAUCUUCCACUCGUUUGAAUGCCCUGUUGCGAUAAGAAAAGUGUCAAAAUUAAGUAGACGUGAGAAAAAAUCGGAAGACUAUACCACAAAAUUAUCUUUAAUUUCUCUUGUGGUCUAAUCUGUAAAUAACUAAUUUGAUGGUCUCGCUCCUCAGUGCCGCCAGUCAAGCCUUCAACAACACGGGCGCAUCGCCGAUGACUAGCGCGCAGUGGCAAGUGCGUAUAUUCUGUUCCUAAUUCCUAGUAUAAGGAUAUAUUCAUUUGCACCAUACGCGUAUAGCUGUAGCCUUUUAUACUGCAAAUUUCUUUUCCUGUCUUUAAGCUUAAAUAAAAUUCCGAAGACGCGACGGCUAUACGCGUACCGUCGCAAAUGGGUCUAUCUUUUUAAUGGAAGCUUUUAUCUAGGAUACUGUUGGUGAUACUGUUACCUGCCACACAUUACUUUCCUGGCUGGGCUUCAUAUCUUUUUUUUUAUCAUAUUUUUUUUCUCUCCUUGAACCAAGAACGUCUCUUUGAACAAUGGAGAACGAGGUCAAAAAAAUGAUCAGAGCCAAGGUAAGUAAUGCCUUGACCUUUUUAAAACAAGACAAAGGUAAAUGAAAUAUAUUUCACUGGAAUCAUUCUAAGAUGGAUUUCGGUUUUUGGUCCUAUAUAUUAAUUGAGGUCGACAUUAAAAGCUAGGACUAGGAGAGUCUUAGAGCAACUUGGAAUAUAAGUUUACUGGAAUUUCUUUUCUCUGACAUUCUGCAAUAUCCGAAGCUGACACGAGCAAUAUUCUAUUUGCAAGACUGCCAAAAGAAAAGCCAAAGUUCUGCUUUGUUUUUCUUAGGGUGCCCUGAUACUUAUGAAAAUAUGAUCACAAGAAUGGAAGAUAUUGAGAAGACCCUGGCAGCGACAAAGGAAACUGCAACAAAAGCAAGUGGUUAGUACCAAUACUUCAACACCAACCCUCAGUGGGUUGUGGCUAUUACCUGCACCGGCUUUUAGGGCAUAAUUUAACGGUACAGCUUUGGGCAUUGGAAAUUGGCAAUUGACUACUCCAGAAAAUAACAUAACAUACCACAAUGCUCUUUGUUUGUCACCCCAAAACUUUGCAAUAGCCUUGACUUCGGUUUCUCUUGGGGGUUAAAAUGGUCCGAAGAGAAACUGAAAACAGUGCUUAGGCAAAAUUUUGGGGUGACAAAGACCAUCAUGGCAUGUUUAUGGUAUUUUCUGGAGUGGUCAAUUGUGCAUUAAAUAUACGGAACUCGCUGCAAUGAUUUUCUUGACUGACCACCAAAAAAAUAGCUUCCCAGAGCGUAAUUCCCAAAGCAACCUUUAUUGAAUCAGCUGUAUAUAAUUGCUGUACACACUGUAAAAGAACUCUGUUUUUGUCUCUCGGGCUCUUCGCAGCUGUACCUGGGAUCUUCUCGCGUUUCCCAAAACCCGGGUGAUAUGGGCAUCCCUUCUGAUAUCGCCUUAGCGAUUUGGGUUGGGGUUAGGGUUAGGUUAGGGUUAUAUUGGAAAACGAGAAGACCCUGGGGACGAGAUUAAGCUCUUCGUUGCACGGGAGUUCAACUUUAUUUGACUUUUGGAACAAUGUUCUUCAAUCACGACCCUGUAAGUCUUCUUUAAUAGAGCCGUUCUUUGAGCAGACUACCACCGUUAACGUUAAAAACCAACACUCUCUUCAAACUAAAAACAAAUCGUCCCCGUCUUGCGUGAUCUGUUGUUUCAUUUCUGAGUAUAUGUAGGCCCCAAAUGCCUCGUGAAAAGACCAAAUGACGAGUAUGUACUUUAUCGGGACUCUUGCGUUCUCUGGUCACUUGAUCUAUAGACAAAAAGAAUAACUAUGGAUCGAUGCUUCUGCAAAUCCCAUGAUAAAAGACUUAGAAGACGACCAGCAACCAACCCUUUAAAGCAUGACCUGCACACAGAUGUUCUCCCCCCAAAUCAUGAAACAACGGGAAGCAUAGGGGACACUCCUAAAAUGUUUAGGAUUACGCGCAUUGUAGUAAUUAUAGUAGUAAUCGAAAGGAAGUACAUGUUGACUACAAAAGAUAGCGGAGGUCCUGUCUAUGGUCUGUGUCACAUACGUUACAGAUUUGACCGAUCUACCGAAAUCCCCUCCUUAUACUGCAUCAUUGAUUGCGACAUCGCAAACAAGCCGCUGUGAAGGCCGAUUCAAACUGUUACUUCUUUUCCUUUUGCGCGUAUAGGAAAGGAAAUCGCCGGGGGUGGACUAUCUUUUAACUUACUAAGGUCGUAAGUACUGUACUCACGUUCAUGUUUUUUUGUUUUGUUUUAUUCAACAGUUCGCUGUCAUAUGCUGAACGUUGACGUUGUUACCAUGUUUAACCCAGAAAUGAUGGAUAUGUUAAACCAAACAGUUGAACAGUGUGAAAACUGUAUAAAGAGAAUGGAGUCUUUAUCUCCAAAUGACAGUUGA
Porites evermanni is the source of this 3444-nucleotide messenger RNA. The record is from the annotation of a GenBank genome assembly. Lineage: Eukaryota; Metazoa; Cnidaria; Anthozoa; Scleractinia; Poritidae.